Molecule: messenger RNA, 624 nt
Organism: Dentiscutata erythropus
Lineage: Eukaryota; Fungi; Glomeromycota; Glomeromycetes; Diversisporales; Gigasporaceae
Source: the annotation of a GenBank genome assembly
AUGCAGUUGGAAGAUACUAUAGAUUUGUUACAGGAUCAAGAACUUAAGUUCAUAGACUUUGAGAAUAGUUUGGAUGUGUUGCAGGGUUUAUAUAACUCCUUAGUUGAUCAAAUUAACAGAUUGCAAGUUUUAAGUCACCAGUCAUCGAUGAUUCAAGAGCAGGUCAAUUGGGUAGAAAGGAAUGUGUCGGAAUCUUCAUCUGCCGCACAACAAAAAACAGCUAAAAAAGCUUCUGUGAGUAAUGAGGUUACUUGCUCUAUUGAAACAUCAUCCUCCUCUACUGCUACAACUUCUACUUCAACUCAACCCCCUCUUGAAAAUGCUAGAAGAAACUUAAUCUCAGCCUUUAAAGCUACUACAACUACCAAAACUCAAGCAACUUUCUCUUCUAAUAUCAAUAACAACAACAAAGUCCCCCAACCUUCUAAUACCUUCACUAUCAAUACUCCUCUACCCAAGCCUGUAUAUAUAUCCAAAACUCAAACUCAACCAAAUCCUCUAACCCCAAUACUCCAACCUCUAACUACACUACUAUCCCAAGUCUCUCACUCAAUAGAAACCAACGCCAAAUUAGUAAAAACUAAAACUCAAUUUAAUUCCAACCCACAACCUCAAGUUUCUUAG